Messenger RNA from Exserohilum turcica Et28A, 1212 nucleotides. RefSeq lists its product as uncharacterized. Bases 71 to 742 code for a protein of 223 amino acids. Gene Ontology annotation, molecular function: structural constituent of ribosome. The record is from RefSeq and is a predicted model, not a curated record. The transcript has 2 exons. Gene Ontology annotation, biological process: translation. Gene Ontology annotation, cellular component: mitochondrial large ribosomal subunit; ribosome. Lineage: Eukaryota; Fungi; Ascomycota; Dothideomycetes; Pleosporales; Pleosporaceae.
CAGGCCGCCUAUCUCCAACGCCUUGCUGUUCGCCGUGACCGCGGGCCUUGCUGGCUUCCACUGCACCGCAAUGCCUCGCCUGCAAUCUCUCGCCCCGCUGCUGAGGCCAUUGGCCGCUCCCCGAGUAGUUGCAUCUCGCCCGCACUUCCGCUUCUCCACCGCAAGGCCAUGGCACGCUGAGCAAAGUCCGCCCAACGCCUCCUCCAAGCAACCAUUGUCGCCCCAAGCAGCCCAGCGCGCCGCCGACCUCGCAGCAGCAGAAUCCCUCACCGAGGCCGACAGCGCGCAACCACCAGAGGACAAGCCCGUCCUGCCCUCCAAGCACCCUCGCGCCGACAACAAGCCAACAAGCCCUAAAAAGGCCAAUGGCGUUGCGCCUCCACCACCCUGGGCCGCGCCAAAAGGCACAGCCAACACCACAAAAGCGCUCAAGCAAAAGGCGCCCAAGAAGCCCAAGACACCGCGCGCACCCGAAACAUCUCUUCCCCCGCCAAAAUACACCGUCUCAAGAUCAACAAACAAAAACCUGCCCAUCUACACAGACUACAAGCGUGGCGGCAACCUGCACCAGACCCUGGUGCGGAAAAUCACCGGCGAUGUGAUGGCGCUGAGAGACGAGCUGCGCGUGUUUCUGAACAAGAAGGACGAGGAUGUUAUAAUCAACAGUCUGACACGCCAUAUCGUAGUCAAGGGUCAUCACGCAAACGAAAUCACACAGUUUUUGGUGGCGAGGGGCUUUUAGAUGCUCCGUGUUAUGGUAUGGAAAAGGUGUGCUGGAUUGAAGCCAUUCAAGAAUACCCUAUUCUUGUGUAUUAUGUGUUUAUCAUGUGUAUAAAGAACUACAUACUAGCGAUGAAAUGGAAAAGCAGCCCUGGGAUUUAUGGGCGGCUGGGGGUGACCAUGUUGAAAUGCAGAUGAAAUGUUGUUGGACUUGAAUUCGAAUGUAAUUAUGAAGGUAGAUAGACUUGGAAAUGGGGAGCUGGAGCGGCGAGCUGAAGCAGCACCAACACAAGGUUACUCAGGCCCCCUCCACAUGCACUCUGAAGAAAAUACAUCGACCCUACAUCAUGUACGACUGUGCCGCAAACACACCAUAAUCCAUCAAGUAAUCAUUCCACAAACCUGUCAACAAUGCAUCAUACGCCCAAGGUCGAGCCACGCAUUACAGCCAGCCGGACUACAUCUCCGGGAAUCCAGCGAGUCAUCAUGCAA